Pistacia vera is the source of this 992-nucleotide messenger RNA. RefSeq lists its product as uncharacterized. The transcript has 3 exons. NCBI's taxonomy places the organism in Eukaryota, Viridiplantae, Streptophyta, Magnoliopsida, Sapindales, Anacardiaceae. Bases 134 to 763 code for a protein of 209 amino acids. The record is from RefSeq and is a predicted model, not a curated record.
AUUAUUAUAUAUCAACUUCUUUAAUGGUGAUGUAGAAAAUACAGCAUAUUUGCAUGCUUCUUAAUUAGCCUGAUUAUGUAGGCAUUGCUCAUUGUUCAUUUUACUUUUGUAAUCGAAACUGCAGUGAUCACAAAUGUUGGUGCCACCAUGGCUAGAGUCUUUGUUAUCUUCUACAUUCUUCACAAUUUGCCCUGGACACAGAGAUGCACCGCGUAAUGAAUGCAAUAUGUACUGCCUUGAUUGCAAGAACGAUGCAUUUUGCUUCUAUUGCCGAUCUUCACGACACAAAGAUCAUCCUGUAAUUCAAAUCAGACGGUCAUCAUAUCACGAUGUUGUUAGGGUUGCUGAAGUUCAAAAGGUUUUGGACAUCAGUGAAGUUCAAACUUAUGUAAUAAACAGUGCGAGAGUUGUAUUUCUGAAUGAGAGACCGCAGCCCAAGGGUCCUGCCGGUAAAGGGGUUUCUCAUUUAUGUGAAGUUUGUGGGAGAAGUCUUUUAGACCCGUUUCGUUUCUGUUCAUUGGGAUGUAAGCUUGCAAGAAUAAGAAAAAAUGGGGAUGCAACGUUUAUUUUAAGCAGCAGCAAGAAUGAGGCAGAAAUAUCGGAAACAAGAGAAGGAAUACAAAGAAGAUUGGGAUCAAAGGAAGAAGAAGAAGAAUUGCGUGAAGGAAGACAACAAGACAUGUAUAGAUGCACGCCUCCUCCACCUCAUUCUAAUUCUAGGAGAAGAAAAGGCAUUCCUCAUAGAGCACCUUUCGGGACCUAAUAGUUUUAUUUAAUUUUUAUAACCUUUAAACAAAGUCUUAGGUGUCACACCAACAUCAUAUCAUAUAUAACAUUAUUUCUCAACAAAAAUCAUAUCAUAAAUGUAUCUAUAUUUGUAUAUUUUCUCGUCAAUAUUCUACCUAAUUAAUUAUCAUGAUACAUCAUCUGUAAAAUCAAUAGAUAUAUAACAAAAUGACGUGGUUUAUAGGUCACAUUAUAUUAAAAUUAAA